GGCGACGAUGGCGCCGCUGCGCAAAGUGCUGAUCAGCGACAGCCUGGACCCGGCUUGCGCGCGGAUCCUGCAGGCGGCCGGCCUCCGCGUGCUGGAGAAGGCCGGCCUGGCCAAGGAGCAGCUGCUGGCCGAGAUCCGGGACUGCGACGGGCUCAUCGUUCGCUCAGCAACAAAAGUGACCGCUGACGUCAUCAAUGCCGCUGAGAAGCUGCAGGUCAUCGGGAGGGCUGGCACCGGCGUUGACAAUGUGGACGUAGAUGCCGCAACGAGGAAGGGGGUCCUUGUUAUGAACACACCUACUGGCAACAGUCUCAGUGCAGCGGAGCUGACAUGCGGUAUGAUCCUGAGCCUAGCCAGGCAAAUCCCACAGGCUGCCGCCUCGAUGAAGGAGGGGAAAUGGGACCGCAAGAAAUUCAUGGGGAUGGAGCUUGAAGGGAAGACCUUAGGCAUCCUAGGCCUGGGCAGGAUUGGACGAGAAGUGGCCAUCCGGAUGCAGUCCUUUGGCAUGAAGACCAUAGGCUACGACCCCAUCAUCACUCCUGAGGAAUCGGCUGCAUUUGGCGUUCAGCAGCUGCCUUUGGAACAGAUCUGGCCUCUGUGUGACUUCAUCACGGUUCACACGCCGCUCCUGCCUUCCACCACAGGGCUGCUGAGUGACACCACGUUUGCUCAGUGCCGGCGUGGGGUCCAGGUGAUCAACUGCGCCAGAGGGGGCAUUAUCGACGAGGGAGCUCUACUGCGGGCUCUGCAGUCCGGCCAGUGUGGGGGAGCAGCCCUGGAUGUCUUCACAGAGGAACCACCCAAGGACAAGGCCUUGGUGAACCACCCCAAUGUGAUCAGCUGUCCUCAUCUGGGGGCCAGCACCAGGGAGGCCCAGAACCGCUGCGGCAGGGAGAUCGCCCAGCAGAUAGUGGACUUGGCCCAGGGCAAAGCCCUGAUCGGCGCGGUGAAUGGGCAAGCCCUCAUCAGCGCAUACACGCCCCAUUCAAAGCCAUGGAUCGCGCUGGCUAGAGCCCUGGGUGCCGUGCUGCACGCACUGUCCCAGCAAGUGAACGGAGGCGUGCAGGUCAUCACCCACGGACCAACUUUGCAGAAGGCCGGCAACUACUUGAUCCCUGCGGUGGCCACGGGCCUCCUUAAAGAAAUGGCGCAGAAGGAUGUGAACCUUGUGAAUGGGAUGCUCCUGGCACAGGAGGCGGGGUUGAAGAUCACGACCUCCCACAGCGACGGGACACCGGGUACCGAAGGGGGCCUGCUGAAAAUUGCCGCUCAGGGCACCCCCUGCAGUUUAGUUGGCUCCGUGCAAGGCAGCAUGCUGGUCCUCCACGAACUCAACGGAGCCGUCUUCAAGCAGCUCGUCCCGCUCACCGGUGUAUUGCUGUUCUAUAGAUCCAAAGUCUCCAAUGCCAGUCUGUUGCCAACCAUCGCUGGUCUGUUGGGGAAGGCCCGAGUCGAGCUGCUGUCCUACCACCAUUCCAGCGCCGUCGCAGGAGAGGAGUGGAGCAUCCUGGGCCUGUCCUCUGCUCUACCGAGCCUGCAGGAGCUGAAGCAGCACGUCUUGGAAGUGGCUCAGGUCACUUUGUAAGCCGCCGAGAGAGACCCCCAGCAAAGCAA
Messenger RNA from Euleptes europaea (tarantolino), 1614 nucleotides. It is a transcript of the gene PHGDH, whose product is annotated as phosphoglycerate dehydrogenase. Gene Ontology annotation, molecular function: NAD binding; phosphoglycerate dehydrogenase activity. NCBI's taxonomy places the organism in Eukaryota, Metazoa, Chordata, Lepidosauria, Squamata, Sphaerodactylidae. Gene Ontology annotation, biological process: L-serine biosynthetic process. The record is from RefSeq and is a predicted model, not a curated record. The transcript has 12 exons. The coding region runs from base 8 to 1585 and encodes 525 amino acids.